Cherax quadricarinatus is the source of this 7318-nucleotide messenger RNA. Its product is annotated as tectonin beta-propeller repeat-containing protein. The record is from RefSeq and is a predicted model, not a curated record. NCBI's taxonomy places the organism in Eukaryota, Metazoa, Arthropoda, Malacostraca, Decapoda, Parastacidae. Gene Ontology annotation, cellular component: membrane. Gene Ontology annotation, molecular function: carbohydrate binding.
UAACAACCCCAACAACAAGAGGCCACUACAGCUCAACCCUCGCUUAUAUUAUUCACUAAAACUCCGCUUAUUAGCAAACAUUUAUAUGGUAGUGAUAUCCAGAGAUACUGAGGAGUGAAGUGGACUGAAACAGGAAGGAUGCCCUCCUCGCAGGUCUUUGCUGCCAAUAACUGCGGCAGAGUAUUUAGCUUGUCGACUGAUCAGUCAUGCUGGCGGGAACUGCCCUAUCUUGGUGUUGAGUUUAAGAGAGUGUCUGCACAUGAAACAGUGUUGUGGGCCCUUGGGGGGGAUCAUCAGGUAUACGUUUUUGUAUAUGGAUCAUCAGUGCCCAUACGAGUGUGUGAGGAAUCCUAUGAGAAUCAGCGAUGGAACCCAAUGGAAGGCUUCACCAGUGUGCUGCUACCAUCAGACCGAGCAAAUUUUUCCAGUGCUGAUGGCCUCGCACCACGACCCUUAAGCAGUGUCACUCUCCCAACUCUGGCAUGGUCAUGGGAGUCUGCAUGGCACCUUCACUACACUCACAAUGGGCAGGCUUUGGAUAAGGAGGGAUGGACAUAUGCAAUAGAUUUCCCAAGAACGUACACAGCAGAGAAGAGAUGGAAUUCGUAUGUUCGACGGCGCAAAUGGAUUCGUUACAGAUGCUACGUGGCACUCGACACUUGGUCUGCAGUGCCGCCCAUCCACCAUGAUCCUGCUCAAGAGCCAUUUAUUGACAUCAGUGUGGGUGGUGGGGAGGUUCCUGGAGAAGACCCAGAUAAGCUGAUGGUCUGGUGUGUGACAGCUCUUGGGAGGAUUAUGGUUCGUGAGGGUGUAGACGGCACAUGCCCUGAAGGGUGUGGCUGGGCACACGUUCCUACGCCGCCAGACCAGGAUGUAACAUCUGUGUGGGUUGGGCGCUCAGGACGAGUGUGGGCUGUCACUUGGGAUGGUACGGCCAUUGUCAGAACUGGAGUUAGCAGAGACUGUCCUACAGGAGUUGAAUGGGUGGUGGUUGAUCCUCCAGAGGGCAGCCGUCUGCAGCAAGUUGCAGUUGGUGUUAACUCGGUGUGGGGAAUAACAAGAGAUCACCGUGUGUGGUAUAGAAGAGGCUUGCAGGCUUCUCAGGACACAGGAAGUGAUAGUGGAAAGCAUGAUAAUGAGACUGGGCAUAAGAAUCUGGAUACUGGCACUACCUGGCUUUUAAUGGUUGGCCUAUUAAAUAUGAUUGCUGUUGGUCCUAAUGAUCAGGUGUGGGGUAUAAGCAUUGAGGAUCACACAAUUCUGGUGCGGACAGGUGUGACUGAAACUGAGCUCACUGGACGCACAUGGCGACCCAUCUGUCUCCCAGCAGGCACGUUUGAGACCCCACCUCCCAGUAUGAACUCCAGCCCCAGCUCGAGUCCAUGUUUGCUGCCUUUCCCAACUUCAAAAAUCUCUAGUAGCAUAGAUAGCAAACAACCUACAGACACUUUUACCAAAGACGAGCAAAGUAGUCCCAGCUCGAGCACAGGCGUUAGUUUAAAGGCAUUGGAAGACAAUGAUCUUGUUAUUGCAGAGAAGGUAUUUGAUAAACUACAGUUAUUACAAGUCCAAGAUGCAGAAACAGAGCAAGAAAACGAUGUGAAAUUGUCUCGAAAAGAAAAUGAUGAAAGUCCUGGUAAAGAAAGUGUGAAAAAUCAUGAUACGACCACACAGAAUGAAGGUAACGACUCUGCGGCUCCAGAUGACAGUCGGGAGUCUAGCAUCAGAAUCCGGUACCCAGAGGAUUAUCCCAGUUCACUUAGCUCAUCGGUAAUCUCUGAACAUGGCGGAGACUUCAUCAGCAGUCUCCAAGCCUCUGAUGAUUGCAUUUUACCCAGUGAUGCUUUGGUAGCAAGUCAAAAUAGUUCUGAAGUAAAGACAUCUCAUGAAAAGGUUAGUGAAGAUGCUGAUAGUACAGACAUACAGAGUCGAGAAAACAGUACUGCUGCAAGUAACAAUCAGGUGAAACCCGAGAAACAGGAACAUCUGUUAAUCCAUGCUGAACAGCAGAGUACAAGCUCCAGCAUGGAGUGGAGCGAGUCUCGUCUGCGGCACACUAGCAGCAGCAGCAGUGCCGGCAGUGAAGCAGGCUUGAGUCGUGGAUCACUUGUGGUCCCACGAGAGGAAGGUGCAAACUACAAACUACUUGCACUUGAAGCAGAGCACCUGUGGUUGUGGGUGACUGGUGGAGGAUGCUGGAUACGAGCUAAUAAUAUGCCCAAGUGGUUUGUGAGUGAAUGUUGCCCAGCACUUUCUACAGAACCUUGGAGAGUUGGUGUGCUACAAAAGCUACGUGAUCGACAUGGGAAAGAAAUGAAACCAUUUACAGGGUACGAGGAAGCAGUUGAAGGUUCGUCCUGGGUAAUAUCUGGACAGUGUCGCUGGUGGGUGAAGGGACAGUGGGUACCAGCAUCACUAGAGCUCAUCAUGAUUGGCUCACGAAGGUCACAGGUGCAGGAUGCAACGUUGAUCGUGAGAUACACUCUGGGAUCAAAGCGAGUGGAGGAAAUUUCCUGCAGCACAAUCCUUAUGAGUGUCAUGUGUGUGGAACCCACUGCUAGUCGAUCUUUUGUUGCUAUUUACCAUCCCGACCAUCCCCUCUGGCCCAAGACCCUCUCCUUCUCUGCCGAGACUGAUGCCGAGGACUGGCUUAAUCAUUUAUCAACUGCUUGUAAUCAGUUUCGUGGUUUGACUGACCAGCCAUCAUUCUACACAGUGUGGGGUGUGACCUCACAGGGAGAUAUAUUUCUUCAUGAUUGUUCCACAACUGAAAAAGAACUGCGUGCUGAGUCUGUGGCUGCGCAUCAACGGUUGCCAGUGGGGACAGGAGCUACACCAAUUACUCUACUCUUGAACCGAGGAUUCCGACCUGGCUGUUUUGUCUCAAUUUCAGGCAAAAUUCACUGCAAUGCUGAUCAAUUCCACAUUAACCUGCAGACAUCAAGAGGAACUGAUACAGACAUUGCUCUUCACAUCAAUCCAAGGUUUUGUGAGAAGACUGCUGUCAUUAACAGUAAGAAGAAAGGUAUCUGGGGUGCAGAAGAGUUUGGACAGCUGGAGGUGUUGUCUCCUGGUGACCACUGUGAAGUGUCAGUUGUCUGUGAUGAUAAGGAUUUUAAGAUCUCCAUAAACGACAAAUUCUGGUAUAGCUUCAAGCAUCGUCUUGUUGUUACAAAGAUAACACAUGUAGUAGUGAGAGGGAGCAUCACUGUUGAUGAAGUAACCUACAACCAUGGAGCUGGAGAACGUCAGUUGACUGAGUGGUACUGGCGAGGUUUAGGUGGACACCUGCAGCGUGUCCAGGGUGGAGCUGGUGGAGUCACCUGGGGGAUAUCUCAUGACUUCCAUGUGUAUACCUACACAGGUGCUACAGGAGGAGGACUCUAUAAGGCCAGUAGUAAUGAUGCUGGAGUACAGAUCAUGAGUGAUGUGCGCCACAUGUAUGUGUGGGAGAAUCAGCGCUGGAACCCUGUGACUGGCUUCACAUACCGAGGACUUCCCACUGACCGCCACACCUGGAGUGAUCAAACUGGACGUCAUCAGCGUGCAAAGGAGAGCGUCAAACUGCAAUCCCGUCACUGGUCAUGGACGAGUGAAUGGUGUGUAGACUAUCACACUCCUGGAGGUGUAGACCGUGAAGGAUGGCAGUACGCCACAGAUUUUCCCCUAAGUUACCAUGCUCACCGUUAUGCAACAGAUUUGGUUCGCCGUCGCCGCUGGGUGAGAAAGUGCAGAGUUUCAACAUCAGGUCCCUGGCAACAGAUGGAGAAGGUGGCACUUGUUCAUGUCUCAGUGUCUCCAGAAUGUGCUGAGGAUGGCACAAUACCCGUGUGGGGCGUGAGUGUCACAGGGGAGGUUGUAGUCCGCCUUGGUGUUACACACAAUAAAUACCAGGGAGAAAAAUGGAAACUCGUGCCAGCGGAGUGUCCCAUGUGCAGUGUAUGCGCCGGUGUGGAUGGCUGUGGGGUGUGGGCAGUUAGUAAAGAUGGCCAGGCACAUCUGAGGCUUGGUGUCACAAAGAAAACUCCACAGGGUGUACAAUGGGUCAACGUUGAUUCCCCAGGUCAGCCACUUGUAGAAGUUAGUGCCGGUGCCUGGUCUGUGUGGGGGCUCGACCGAAGUGGUUCACUUUACCGUAGAACAAACGUGCUUCCCCUCUUCCCUGAAGGAACCGCUUGGGAGUGGGUAUGUGGAAGUGUUGCUAGUUUCAGCAUUGCUGCUGAUGGCUCUGUAUGGGCAGUGUUGGAUACCUAUGAUACUGAGAAAGGAACAGUACAAGGAGUGAUUGCACGCAGGGUUGGAGUAUCUCGGUCUUGUCCGUUGGGUACAGGCUGGGAACACACCAUCGGUACUGGAUGGAGCUCUGUGUGUGCACGUGUUCCCCUUCCUUUGUGACACACCAUAUAAGAUGAGAAAUUUGUUUUUUGUUUAUAUUUUAAGGAUGUAAGUUCUUUAAGGAGUUUUUUACUAAUAAAUGUUCAUGUGUUAAUAUAAAUGUUUAGAUAUUUAAUGUAAAUGUUAAGACAUUAUUUAAUAUAAAUGUUGAGAGACUAUUUAAAUGUUGAAAUAUGUAUAUGAAUAUGUUGAGUGUAGUAGAUUUUAUACAAAUAUUAAUUUGAAAUUAUUUAUACUGUGAUCUACUUUAUCAAGUCUGUUCGAGCUGUUUAUUGCUUCUACAAAACUCUCCUACAAACAUGAAGUGAAUCACAUUUUUAUGUAGGAAAUAUCUUUCAGCUUCAUAUGUUGUGUGUGGGCCCAUUAUUUCUUCAUUUUUAUGCACAAACAGUGCAUAAAUUUACUAAAGAUUACCUUCUCCAAAUAUGCCAAUUACACAGUUAUAAUAAUUUGGUUACAUCCAGCCCAGGUAAUUAUCAAAAUUACAAUGCCAAUAUGAUAACUCUUCACAAAUUACCUACAAUUUAGAGAGGAAACUGUGAUGGUUUCUCAUUUAUCAUUUGUGACUGAUCAUGGUUCAUGAUGGACCAAAACUUAACUGAAGUUUCCUAUGAUAACUGUGAAUUAAGUCAGUUAUUCCAGCCAUAUUAUUGUGACUGUUUCUUCAUAACUCAGAACUGAUGUUCUCUGAUCACACCAGGUUGAGGGUGACACCUCUCUGAUCACACCAGGUUGAGGGUGACACCUCUGAUCACACCAGGUUGAGGGUGACACCUCUCUGAUCAUACCAGGUUGAGGGUGACACCUCUCUGAUCACACCAGGUUGAGGGUGACACCUCUGAUCACACCAGGUUGAGGGUGACACCUCUCUGAUCACACCAGGUUGAGGGUGACACCUCUCUGAUCACACCAGGUUGAGGGUGACACCUCUCUGAUCAUACCAGGUUGAGGGUGACACCUCUCUGAUCUACCGGGUUUGAGGGUGACACCUCUCUGAUCAUACCAGGUUGAGGGUGACACCUCUCUGAUCAUACCAGGUUGAGGGUGACACCUCUCUGAUCAUACCAGGUUGAGGGUGACACCUCUCUGAUCAUACCAGGUUUGGGGGGUUGACACCUCUCUGAUCAUACCAGGUUGAGGGUGACACCUCUCUGAUCACACCAGGUUGAGGGUGACACCUCUCUGAUCACACCAGGUUGAGGGUGACACCUCUCUGAUCACACCAGGUUGAGGGUGACACCUCUCUGAUCACACCAGGUUGAGGGUGACACCUGUUCUCUUAUUAUAAAAAACACAAUAAUUCUCUCACCUAUAAUGAACUUUCUCAAGUGACCUGAUUCACUUAAGAAAGUUCACUACAUGUGACUGAAACAUUGUGUAUUUUUAAUAAAUGUUUUUCUGUUUUCUUGAUUCUUCUCAAUACUAUUUAAAGGGAAAUGGGCUAGAUUUCUAAACAGUCCUCCUUGGUGUUUAUACAUUCUGAAUCUUUUAAAAAAAAAAUGGAUAAGAAUUUACCAUGAGCGUAACUGCAAAAUAUUAUGUAGUAUUGCUUUAAUUACCUGUGUAUCAUUAGAGUACAGAUGUAUAUAUUUUUUCUUUUACCACAUCAGGUGUCUCCCACCAAGGCAGGGUGACACAAAAAUAGGGAAACACAUUUACAAUCACUUGUCUUGUCAGAAGUGUACAGACAUCACAACUCUGAUGACCCUCCAAACAGCAGCAUUCACCCCUCCUUCAGAGUGUAGGCACUAUGCUUCCCACCACCAGGACUGUAACAUCCCCACCCUGCCUUUUCUAAAUUCAUAAAUGCAACAAAGAGUUUCUUAUCUAAUUAUUGUUCACUUAUAUGCUUCAUUGUAAACACUUGGUCUACACAUCCCCUACCCUUCCUAAACUCUCCUUGUUCAUCUUCAAUCCUACAUUCUGUAUUAUCCUAUCUCUUUCAGUAAUAAUUCUACUGUCCACUUUACCUGGUAUAUUCACUAGGCUUACUGUCCAUAAUAUGUUCUUUUUUCUCAUAUACAAAGGAGCUGUACCUUCCCUUCUUUAAUGCAUAUAUUGAACAAAUACAUCAAUUAUUGUACAGAGCAAGUGGUAACCAUUGUAUUGUACUUAGCUUGUUGUAACAUGCUUAAGAUUAUAUAUAAAUGUUCUUUAUGUUUUUAAGAAGUUGUUAGUAACACUGGCACUAGUAACCCAAAUGAUUUAACUGUGAUAGUGUGUGUAUUAGCCUACUUUUAUAAUGUAUAACUUGUGUAUACUCUUAUUACAUUCCCUCCAAUAAAGUAGUCAAGUAAAUAUUAGUUAAGUAAAUAUUAGACUGAUCAUUAUAUCAUUGUAUUAUUCUUGGGAAAUUAGAAUUUAAGUUUUCUGAAUGUAGAUGCUAGCUAUAACUUGUGACACCAAUCAGAACGCAACGAACAAACAAUUUUUACUUAUUUUGUCACUUUAGAAUUUGAAGAUUGAGACACUUGUGCAGCAUAUGGGAAUCUUUAUUCAGGAAACGUUUCGCCACAGUCCAUCAAUUGAUGGACUGAACACAUCGACUCCAGGCUGAGGGACUGAUUACCUCAUACUCCUCCUCUAAUUACGCCUUCCUCUUUGAAUUGGACUAAUGAAGCCACUGUGUGGCAAAACGUUUCCUGAAUAAAGAUUCCCAUAUGCUGCAUAAGUGUCUCAAUCUUCAACUUGUCGGUUUUUCAAAACCAUUCAUCACAGCUUUAGAAUUUGUUGUGUAUUUGUUCUUCUUGUACUUUUUGUAUUACUAUAGUACUUUUAAUUAUUGUAAACAGUUGAACCUCUGUAUUCAGAUGCACCUUUAUUCAUAAAAUCCAGUAUUCGGAAAAAAAAUUAAAGAAAAAAUAAGUACCAAUAUUCGCAAAUGUCACUACUUGGAACGAUGCGUACUUUUUUAGCUCUUGUG